CGUCAAGAACAUGUGAUACAUUUUUAAGGCUCAGCUUUCAAUCCUCAUUGGGGUUGGUCACUGGCGACCCCUUCUUGAGGAGCCUUCUGGUCAUUGGGGUUGGUGACUGAGAUCCCUUGAGAGAACAGGGGAAAACGAAGGGAAAGGGGAGAGCUUUGAAGGGGGUCCCUUCCGUUCAGAGUCAUGAUGACCAUCGAAGGCUGAGCUUUAACAUUUACUGCAGAAACUGACUGAGCCGGUGCUGGAUGGUCUCUUCACGCAUUGCAGAAUCGACGCGGCCAGGUCUCGAAUCGAUUGCAGAGCAACUUCGACUUCUUCUGUUGUGGAGGUUGGACACGACGCUAGUGGCGAACAGAAUUUGCUCCGAGAAAGUGGUCGCGAGCUGGUGAAAGACUUGUUCGACGUCUGGUACCGCGUGAAGGCCGACUCCGCUAAAGAACUGUACAAAGUGUGGACAUCCCGACUGCAGACUUCUGCGCCGGAUUUGCUAGCUGUCGAGGUGCUACUCUUCCUGUGCGAGGGUUUUGUGGAGGCAAGCGCUCUAUACGAAGAAGGCGACUUAUUUGACAGAACAGGAGGACCUCAUGAUCAGGUGACACAUAAUAUGGAAGGAUGCUCCUCGACAGCUGGAUCCAGUCC
Messenger RNA from Amoebophrya sp. A25, 639 nucleotides. The record is from the annotation of a GenBank genome assembly. Lineage: Eukaryota; Dinophyceae; Syndiniales; Amoebophryaceae.